Aureobasidium pullulans EXF-150 is the source of this 864-nucleotide messenger RNA. RefSeq names its product Aldo/keto reductase. The transcript is spliced from 3 exons. Gene Ontology annotation, cellular component: cytoplasm. The record is from RefSeq and is a predicted model, not a curated record. Lineage: Eukaryota; Fungi; Ascomycota; Dothideomycetes; Dothideales; Saccotheciaceae. Bases 1 to 864 code for a protein of 287 amino acids.
AUGGGUAUCAUGAGGAAAGCGGCCAAAACAGGCACUUUCUACGGCACAUCCACAAACAACUCCCUCCAUCUCCUAAACCACUACUUCACCACCCACCCCUCCGAUGCCGAUAAAGUAGUCUUGAGUAUCAAAGGCUCAUACAACCACACCCUCGGGCCCCAAGGAAGUCCUUCCGCCCUACGCGCUGCCGUUGACGCCGCCAUCGCCAUCCUCCCCCCUCACAUCAAGAAAAUCGAUAUUUUCGAAAUGGCCAGGGUGGAUCCGGAUACGGAUGUCGAAAUCUCCAUCGCCGCUCUGGCGGAAUUGGUCGAGGAAGGUAAGAUUGGAGGAAUUGGUCUGAGCGAGGUUUCUGCGCAGACGAUCAGGAGAGCGAGUGCGGUGUAUGGGAUUUCUGCUGUGGAGGUGGAAAUGAGUUUGUUCACUCGAGAGGUAUUGGAGAAUGAGGUGAGGGAGGUUUGUGAAGAGUUGGAUAUUCCACUUGUAGCUUACUCGCCUCUUAGCCGCGGUUGGCUGACGUCUACCUAUCGCACUUAUACCGAUAUCCCGGCUGGAGAUUACCGUCACCGUCUCCCUCGUUUCUCCGAGCAGGUUUUCGACACCAAUGUUCGUCUUGUGAAUGCGGUGGAGAAGAUUGCGAAGCGCAAGGGCGUUACCACUGCUGAAGUCGCCAUUGCGUGGGUUGUGGCGAGCGGUGGUAUACCUAUUCCCGGCAGCAAGGAUGUGGAAAGAGUGGUCAGAAACAGUAGGGCCGGGGACUUGGUGUUAAAUGAGGAAGAGAUGGAGGAAUUGGAGGUAUUGGGGGAGGAUUUCGAGAUCAAGGGUGAGAGAUAUGGAGGUGAGCAUGAGAAAUUGUUGAAUGCUUGA